Messenger RNA from Pipra filicauda (Wire-tailed manakin), 3036 nucleotides. It is a transcript of the gene CREG2, whose product is annotated as cellular repressor of E1A stimulated genes 2. NCBI's taxonomy places the organism in Eukaryota, Metazoa, Chordata, Aves, Passeriformes, Pipridae. The record is from RefSeq and is a predicted model, not a curated record. The transcript has 4 exons. Bases 10 to 849 code for a protein of 279 amino acids.
CCGCAGAAGAUGUCGGCGGGGCGGCGGUGGCCGUGGUGGCCGUGGUGGCUGCUGCCGGCGCUGCUGUGGGGCGGCGCGGGGGGGUACGUGGUGGUCAGCUCGGUGUCGUGGCCGCUGCCCGAGGCGGGGGCGGCGGCGGACGAGCUGCACAGCUCCUCCACCGAGGAAGCGCUGCCCGCGCUGCUGGAGGAGGCGGGCGGCCUCUGGAAGCAGAGCUACCCGGCCUCAGCGUACCGGGAGGAUGCGGCGCUGGGCUCCGGGCCGGCGGCGCGGCGCCCGGGGCCGGGGGCCGCCCCCUCCAGGAUGUUCUCCUACCGGCGGGAGGGCGGCGGGGCGCCGGGACGCGCCGGGACCGCCCGCUUCCUCGCCCGCCACAACACCUGGGGCUUCGUGGCGACGCGGGCCGCCCGAGGAAAGAUCCAAGGUAUGCCCUAUGGGAACUGUUUACUUCUCAGCGAUGGUCCCAUCAAUAACAGCACUGGAAUCCCUUUCUUUUACGUAACACCGAAGGAUAACACUGUGACAGAUCUCCUGAAGAAUCCCAUGGCUUCUCUGACCCUGCCAGAAACAGAUGGAAAUUUCUGCAGAAAAAAUGUAAUUGAUCCAGAGGAUCUGAGGUGCGCCAGGCUGACUCUCAUGGGACAGAUGGUCAUGGUGCCUCCGGAGGAAGUGGAAUUUGCCAAGCAAGCAGUGUUUUCCAGGCACCCAGUGGUAAGAAAGUGGCCUCGUAGCUAUGAGUGGUUCUUCAUGAAAAUGAACAUUGAGCACAUCUGGCUUCAAAGCUGGUAUGGAGAAGGUUCUGCCAUUGCAGUAGAAGAGUAUUUAAAAGCGGUUCCAAGUAAAGGGUGAUUGAAUGUGCUUUGAGAUAGAAAUCUCCUGAAUUUCCUUUCCAAACACUUUUAAAAUUUCAUGCUGGAUGGUUACUUUACAGUGAUAUUUCUUUUCUUUUCCCAAAAGGCUUCAAAAUAGCCCUGUCUGACAUAGAGCAGAGUGAAAAUAAAUCAACACAGACUUUCAAAUUAUAAAGGAGUGGCGGAUACUAGCCCUACCCUGCAAUGUACAAACUUGUCAUUUCAAGCAGGCAACGCGUCAUCUUAAAUGCUGUUUAAAAAUGCUUCAUAUCUGUUUGUUUUGACUUCUAUUGCUGUGCACCCACAGGGAAACUACAGUAUGUGCUAAAUAUAAUAUUCUGAAAAAGCAAAUUGCCUACUCAGAACCAUCUAUGCAUUGUGGAGAUAUUACUGCUGUUUGGUCUCCUUUGAUUUGUACAUACUCUAAGAGAAACUGAAUAGCUGCAAAUUUAGGUAUUUAAGUUCUUAAAAAAUGUUAUGCUAAAGCUGUCCUCUUUUGCUAACUUGUAUUUUCUACGUGUGCUUUUCCCUAGUUAGAUAAUUUGAUAUUUCACUUGGAAAUUGAGUAGAACUUCUCCAUUUUAGUAGAAAAAAUGCAAACAGUUCAAAGAACGCAGCUCCAACAUAACUCGUUUCUCACUGACACAAAGCUGGUUAAACACAUUAAGGGCCAAAUCAAAUCAGCCCUACGAGGAUUAUCUCAAUACAAGUAUAAACACUGUCAUAAGAAGAAUUUAAGUAAAUGUUCCCAGCUAGCCUAUUCCUGUUGAGGCAGGAAAAGUAUUUUUAAUAGCCUGUAGUCCCAAUUUCUUUUGCCUCCCUUCUCCAGCUACUGCUUUAUUUUUAACUCGUUUGUGCAACUGAUUUUCUGUAAACCCUCACUAACUCACUGAGGGGUGGAGCAGUCCCUUAACUCUGUUUCCUUACCAAGAUUUAAAGGGCUUGUUCAUGCAUUUAUAUUUUUAAAGAAUUUAUUUUUUAAAAAAUAUAUUAGGUAUUUCAGGCCACAAAAAACUCAUUUUCCUAGUGUGGAAGGUGAAAACUUUGUUGCAACACAUUAUUAAUAGGCAUCUCAUGUGAUAAUACCAGAAGAGUUAAAAGGUAUUUUAAUCACCUUCAGCCCUUUCUCUAGAUGUCCUCCUGGAAAAUUUACUCUGCAGUUCCUAAGGAUAUCACAGAAAGUUCCCGUGGCUAACCAGCCAAGUCACUACACAGUUUGAAAAUGAUACAGCUGUUCUCCCUGUUACAUAUAAGAAAGAAAUACAUUGAGAUGGGGUAUCUGUGCCUGUGGGGAAGGUCUUCCAGCAUCCCUGGGAGUGCACCUGAGCUCUAGACAUCAGUCCACACCACAUCUGGGCUGGGGAGGAACUUGGGUGCCUGGGCGAGUGGCCCGAGCUUGUACAGGUUAAUCCCUGGGCAGAGCUCAGAGGCAGCUGUGUGAGCCAUGAUCAGCUGGAAGCCAAUUAAGUGUAGCUGAGCUUAUUUUGGUUCGGGCAGAGAGAGAGGGAGUCGUUCCCACAACAGUGCUGGGCACUAUGCUGGUUUAACUACCAGGGGCCACUUAGCCCUUGGGUAAGUUCAGGACUCCACACAUCACUAUCAUUCCUGAUAUUCUGUAAGAAUCAAAUGCAAAGGAGAGGGGAAAACAUUGUUUAGAUACUCACUAAGCUUUUUUUUUUCCCUUGUCUUAUUGCCAGAGACUCUGUUGGCAGUGCAGAUCUUUUGCAGAGGUAAUUACACAAAAGGAGGAAGCAUCCUGCCUCAAUCUAUUUCCUUCUUUUUUUUUUCUUGGCAGAUAAGUAGCAUUUUCCCAUUUGAGUUUGCCCCUGAAUCUUGCACUGUGUAGUACUGAAGCAAAAUGGCCCAUCCUAUACAAGUAUAGAAUAUCAUCAAGUGAAAUCCUCCUUGAUUCAUAUCAUUUUGCCACGGAGAUCUUUGUCCACUAUGGAUUUGAUAACUUUACCCAUUAGGAUUAAUGGGACUUCUAAAUCUGAGUUCAACAGGAAGAGUACUAAACCUUGUAAGGGAAUUUCUGCAGGUGUAACAUUUCCGUGAAACUAUAAUUACAUGUUUCAUUAUCCCAGUUCACUACUAUUUCCAGAGCCUGAAAUGCCUCUUCUGUGCCCCACCCCUAAACACAUACACACAAAUUCAGAGUAAAAAGUUAAUGUUUAAACAAGUUGAA